GGCGCGCUCCCGCCGGCCCGCGGCGGCAGCUGUGAGGGGAAGGGGGCGGCCGGCCUGCAGCUAUGGAGCUGGGAGAGGAGGAGGAGGAGGAGGAAGAAGAGCUGGUUCCUCCUAUUGCAACAACUCCACCCCGUCGUAGCUGGAAGGAGGAAUCCUUAAGCCGCAGCAGCAGCGAAACCCAGGCAUCAGUUGCCAGCGGGAUCUCCCUAGGAGAAGCAAUACGUCAGAAAACUGCUGUUAAUUGGGGAAUUGAGUCAUGGUAUCAACUUCCAGCAGAAGUGGAUGCCAGCCAUUUAACUGCUGCCUCGGAGACAAAGCUUGGCCUGACUUGUGAUAGAAAUGACCUGACGGAUUUCCCUACGCUGGAGGAAGGAGUGUUGCCUUCGGCAGAAGUGUCUAGAAGGCAGUCUCCUGGAGAUACAGCACAUGGAUUACUGCUGGAUAUUCAGGACAGUCAAUUCCCUCCCCGUCUUCCACUGCUGAUGUAUUCAACGCAAGGCCAAAGAUUUUCAGAUGAGACGCUUCUCCCGCAAUCAGAAAUGAAUUUUAUUCCCUUAAGAGGAGUCCCUGAUGUUUCUGGUGUGUCUGAGGAGCACUCGGGGCCUUCGCAUGUCCGUGAAGCUGUGUCGCUGACAGGCGCAGAAUCUCCCUCUGAUGCACCCAGUGGCUGCUUUACGCUGUCCCAGCAUCCUCUUCCGUUCAGGCAUGUGGAACCUUGUGAUGCCAGCUGUAGUGGUUGUUUGUCUCAGCAAACCUCUUCUUCUGGCCAACGGCUUGCGAACAAGGAGGCAAAUGAAGACUGUAAAAGUGAUACUAGUGAGAAGGCAUGGAUUCCCCAAACGAGUGACAAUUUAGCAAAUUCCACUUCAAAGGUGACGCUAACCGAGGCAAAUAGACUGAACCAAAUGGAAGCUUCAGAGAAAGAAGAAGGGUUCCUGAGGCAUGAUGAGUUCUCGUCUUCAGAAAACUCCUCUUGUAAAACAGCAUUGAGUAAGAAUUCAGAAAAAAGGGAGAGAGAGGUGCAAAAAGAAAAGGUAAAAAUGGCUGAGGGCGAGUCAGAAGGGUGCACGAUGCAGCUGGAGAAGCUGGAAAAAAAAAAGGUUCCUGAGCUUGAUUUAUCUAAUAAUUUAUCUGAUGAUUUGAGGAAAGACAAUUGUAAAAAUUCAGAUGCACGAGAUGUUUUUUCUGCCAAGACUUUGGGAACAGGUGAAGGAAUAUUGAAGGAAUGCAAAGUGGAUUUAAAUGGCUCUGAAAGCUUGAAGUUCGUGGCUGUUGCUGAGGAACUCCAGGGAGCUUUCCUAGAUCAUCAACGGAAACGGCUAUCCCCUGCAGUGAGAUUUGAGAGAGAGGAGUUUAUCCCUGCUGUGACAAGCACCAGCGAUUGUGCCCCUAAACAAGUAGCUGUGACUGACAUGGAAGCUCCUCCAUGCAGUGAGGAUGCCCCGGUGCAAGUAGAACCUGGAGUAAGCAGGACUGAAUUAACUAUUUCAGAUUUUUCCAUAGAAAGGGGACAUAAAGUUACAGGCAUUUCCCCUUCCUUUAACCUUGUAGGUGAUGGCUCAUUCUCUGUGCAAUUUAUUCAUCCAAGCUAUCAGUCCACCCCAGGGAUACUUCUGAAGAAAAAUGUUAUGGCAGAAGAACUUGGUGUCCUUGUGAUCAAAUCAGAUAUCCAGGCCUCUCCUUCAUGCUUAAAUGAAGAAACUCCAGGGAACUCGUCUACCGGUACACCUGUAUCUGUUGAGAAGCCACAUUCACUCCAAUGUGAUCAGAAAGAAAACAAUGAACACUUUGAGUCCUUGAAAUAUCCCCACACUGGAAGAAUUCGGUCUCUCCCAUCGCUUAGUUUCAUGGAGAAGGUAGAGGCUUGGAACGUGAGCCAGCCAGAGGAGGUGUCUGGUGCAGCAACGUCGCGUGACCCAGGUGGAGCUUCUCCUAGAAGGAAAGCCUACAGUGCAAUUGCCAGUUCUUCAAAGGAGAUUUUGUCAAUACAAAAAAGCGCUAGAGACCCCAAAGAUUACAUUGCUGCUUUCUCUAGAGAGACAGGUUCCCUGGGAAGCUUAUGUUUUCAUAAUAAAAACUUACUGCUUGCCCACCCUCUUACUAGAUCUCAGUCUGACAAUGCGGUAAAUGUUUCCAGUAGGAACAUGUCCUUGGCUGAAGUUAUUCCACCACCAAACUCAACAGAGGUGGUGCAGCCUCUAGAAGAAAAAAGUAACGUUUUAGGAGUGUCUGAAAAUACUUCAGGAGGCUCCAUGAUGCAAAAGUUUGCAGCUGAGAUGGUUUCUGGAUCUAGUGGUGAAGAUGCAGAAAGUAAUCGUACAGGACAAAGUUCAGACCCAAACGUUUUUGCUUCUGGUGAAGGAGUUGCUCAGCUUCUUAGAGAGGAUGGAAACUCUCCAACUGAGGACCAGAAGAAUUGUGAUGCUUUUGAAAAUCACGGACAGUCUCACAACCUAGAUAUUCCUACUGGCCACAUCAGCAUGGACAAAUAUGAUGAUAUUUCCCCAGAUAGUUUGAAUCUUCCUGUUAGUUCUGGGGAAAGCAGCCAAGGGAGCCUGGGCUCUGCAGGGUGCUCUUCAGUGGUUUCCAGGCACUUCUUCACCAGUGCGAAAGAGGGUAACUUCAUCCCCGUUGGAUCAACUUCUUUGGAAACUCCAGUGAAAGAAGAGCUUAAUAUUGAAGAAAGGAUCCCAAUAUAUCUUCGCAACCUUGGCAUUGAUCAGUCACCUGGAACCAUAUUGGCGCCGUUUAUACCCCGAGGACCUAUCAGGGAAGUUGAAUUGUCCCCUUCAGAGCUUAGAAUGCUGAAGGACUCCACCGACACGCUGACAAGGACUGCUCCGCAGCUGCAAGGUAAAUUGUCGUCAGCAGUUGAAAUUCUGCAAACAAGUUUUAACUCCGGCGCUUCCACUCUCAGCACGUCUAUACCAAUGGGUUCAGAAGCUGGCUCUGAUAUUCUGUCACCCCGUGAACUCUCUCCCCGCUUCUCAAGAUCUUUUGGAGACAAACCAAUGCGUCAGUGCAGUAUGUCAUGCCACCAACUGGAGAUAACUGCUCCGCUUUCCACACAGCGGGAGGCAGAGUGUUCAUCUGUCUCUAAACUAGCUGAACCGAACCGGCAGCUGCCGGCUGUUUCACCUGACUGCCAUUCCGACAGAGAGGGUCCCAUGCUUCCUGCAAAAAGUGUUCAGGAUCUGCUAGCUAAAAAUGAAUCCAGAGAUGUUAAUAGCAGCCAGCAGAGAUGGACUGCCAGGUCUUCAGCUGGAGUUAAAAAUGAAGUGGCAGUUGACAGAGGAUCACCAACUUCGAGUGUGGGUGGUACGAGAAAUAAGGGUCAAGAAAGCGAUUGUUUGAUUGGAUCUAGUGGAUUGCAAGAAAUACGUAAGCUUUUGGCAGAGGCAGAGGAUAUAGCUGGCAGGUGGUGUGAUCCUGGCUUUUCCACUGCCUCUUCUGGAGAAACUGGUGAGUCUUCCCCAGUGCUGAUUAGAAAGGAUGGCCCUGAAGAUUCCCGGUUAGUGAAAGACAGCGUCCCUCAGUUUCGGAAGAUGCUGACAUGGGGUGAGACUUCGACCCAAAGAAGUAUGCAAGAGGGGUCAGUAGUAAAGGCUCUGAAUUAUAACACAUGCAAUUUAAGACAGGAAAAUCCUUUUGAUGUCAGUUUCCACAGUAGGGAAGAGAUGAUGAAGGAAAUGACCAAAGAGUUUAGGACAGGAAGAUCUGUAGGAAGGUCUGAGCCAGAAGGCUGUAGUAGUGUAACUACAGACAGAAAUCAGCCUGGUUUUGUGGGUCUUGCACAAAGCAAUGGAAGUAGUGAAGUCAGUGCUGGGAGAACCUCCGAGCUGGGGAAUCCUCCUUUCUCAGAGCCUCCAGGCAGUGUCACCGAUGUCGCAGGAGGCUUCCAGAGCCUGUUGUCUAAAGCAAACGCAGCUGGCAGCAAGGCAGGAGGCAUGCGAGACAGUGAUGACAGUAGCAGUGGAGAUUCGCUAGCUGCCCGUGUCAAAAACCUUCUGGGAAAUCCUCUUUCCUCAGAGCCUCUAGGCAGUGCCACUGAUGUCCGGGGAGGCUUCCAGAGCCUGUUGUGUAAAGCAAGCACAGCUGGAAGCAAGGCAGGAGGCGUGCGAGACAGCGAUGACAGUAGCAGUGGAGACUCACUAGCUGCCCGUGUCAAAAACCUUCUGGGGAAUCCUGCUUCCUCAGGGCCUCCAGGCAGUGUCACCGAUAUUGCAGGAGGCUUCCAGAGUGUGUUGUGUAAAGCAAGUGCAGCUGGAAGCAAGGCAGGAGGUGUGCAAGGGAGCGAUGACAGUAGCAGUGGAGACUCACUAGCUGCCCGUGUCAAAAACCUUCUGAGAAGUGGAUCGCCUGUGAUACAUGCAACACAAAUUCUGAAGAGUCCAGAUGAAGAGGAGAGGAAAGCACGAGCAUGGGUGAAGAUCAGACUGGCCAGCCAAUCUCAGGAAUCUGUGUUGGACCUGAAUGAAGACGACCAACAAAGAAUAAAGGAAAUAAAGGCGGAGCUGCUUCUGAGUGCCAAGAAAUCUGCACUAGCCAAGGAUCCAUGGGUAUGUGGUUUGGAAGCUGCUUCUGACUACAGCCAUAAUCAGGAACAGGACACAAAUCAUUUCAAAGCUCCAAGUGACAGAAGAUUUCAGACCGACAAACACACAGAAGCCGUCAGGACUAAGGAGGUUUUAGAGUCAAGCUUACGGCAAGCUGUGCCGUUAUACAGAGCUGAUCCUUCCGAUUCUGGCCUGCUGAAGGAUACGCAGUUUAAAUCUUCGAGCACCAUUCAGACGCCUGUCUGCAACCAACGUCAAACAAUUGCCAUUAGUCGUUCUGAUGCCAUUGUUGAACUUCAUCCACCAUUGCAGAAGGAACGGGGCACAUGUGCGAUGAGGUCUGCAGCUGCUUCCGAUAUACAAAGAGAAGCCCAUUUACCGGCUCAGAAGAAGCUGUCUAUGGAAAAGUGUUCUGAAGAUAUGGCUAAGCAAAUUACUUCUAUCACCUUUUCAUCCCGAAAACGUUUGCAGUCACCGGUGACUUCCAUGGCAGUCGGCAGUAGUCUUACUAGAGAUGAUCUUGAUGGGAUAAUGCCUUUGGAGGUUGACUCUGCUAGCACUGAGGAACAGAGCCAUGACGAACAGCACUGGGAAAGAUCUAAGACCUGUCCUCCUUCAAGUCCAGUGCUUGCUGGCUCAGUGUCUAACGAGGUUCCUUAUACUGCUGAGAAAGACAGCAGGUUUCAUCAUGUCUCUGCUGACAGUAACAGAGUUGGAGCUUAUCAAGAAACAGACUGUUUGUCAGAUCAGGAUUCUGUAAGCAUCCAUGCUGAUAAAGGGCAGACCCUUAGUGCAAAAAAUUCUGAUGUUCUGCCUCAAGAUGUGACUGAAUUGGGCAGGCGUAGUGCCAGACUUGUGGGGCUUGACUGCGAUAUAAGACUCGGGCAAGAAACGAAGAGGGUUAAUGAACCCCUUUCUAGAAACUCUUACCAGCAGGAAAAAAGCAGCCCAGCUGGCCACAUCGAAUUAUACAAGAGCUUAGAAGGGCCAGGUCCAACUGUACAAACUGAUUUGCUGAAGGGCCAUAUUAAGUUGCUGGCAGAAGAGAAGAAAAGUCCUUCUGAUGAAGUACCUGUCAUUCAGAAAGAGGUUGUGGGAGAGCAAAUUGAUAUAUCUCACCACUCAUCUACAGAUGACAUUUUAUCCACCACGUCUGUAUCUCCAUCACCAACUAAGAAAGUACUCUCAUGUGUCCACAUAACUCUUUCCUCAAAGUGUAAUAGCUCAGAGCUGCAUGGUGACUUGAGUACUAAAAAUGAGAUGACAUCAUGGGUUAAACCUGAAGUAAAUACUCAACUAGUGUCUUUAAAAGCUCCAGAAACUUCAGUAGAAGCUGUUUCUAAAUUAUCAGCUGCUGACCUUAUUCCAGAAGAUCAAAGAUCUUUGUCUUUCCCAGCGCCAGUGUCUUCAGCAGAUCCCUGCCUGGUGCUUUCCUCUGUUACAAGCACAGCAGGGCAACAGCUGCCUCUGCAAAGCAGCGAGAGACUACAAGACACUGCUCUGAGUUCAGAGGGAUGUAGUCUGAAGAAUAUCUUCAACUCUGUAGGUCCUGCAAAAACCGAGAAAAGUACUUGCGAUGCUAGCACUCAGAUAACAACAGAAAGUCCUGGAAAAACAACCUUUUCAGCAGAAAUUUACGUUAAUUCACAAGAUGGUGAAAAUGCUGUCCACAAGUCGUCUCCCCAGAAAGCACGUGAACUUCCCAACAAUACAACUUCAUCUCUUAACAAGAUUUCGUCUUUCCCAAGGCAGGGUGGUCAGCCCUUGCUGCUGCCGUAUAAACCUUCUGGAAGUACUGGGAUGUAUUAUGUUCCUUAUCUAAAGGCAGGAUCCAAGAUUUCUCCAGCUGAGUCAGAAAUCAAUGUUGAGAGCUCUCACUCAGGGUCAAAUGAUGCUCUUCCUCCAGGGUUUCCGGCAAACGUGCUUGGUUUAAGGGAUGAUAAUCCCCCAGACAGUGCGGCUAUCCAGCAUAAAGAAGGAGUCUACAGUAAGAGGGCCAAGCCCAAGCUAGCCUGGGCUGAGGAGCAAAUGGAAGCUUCCCCAGAACACACACAUCAGUUGAAGUCUGUAAAAACUACUCAUUCAGACUUCAAAUCUGCACGGUUCUACCUUCAUCAUCCGAUGCCCACGUGUGAGAGCUACUUCCUGUCUAACAGCGAGCUCUCAGAAGACAGUUCUGGUGUUGGACGUGCCAGACCUUCCACAAGUGCUGUCUUGCAGAAUCGGAAAAAAGUACGUCAUCAUCAGCGUGUUUUCUCUGUACAUCAUAAAAAAGGUGGUGAAAAUGAAUUCUUCCCCCUCACUGCAGAAGACGAUUACAGCAAGAAUGAGGAUCUAAAUGUUAGCGCAUCUUUGGGGAACAAAAUGUCGGGGAAGGAGCUACUUCAACACGGCAGAAGAGAAGCAGAACAAAAGGCAGCUAGAAGUUAUCCUUUGCCCUGUAGCCAAACAACUCCCCUCAAUGAGGCGGCAGAGAAAGACUUGCCACCGAGACACCGAACCGGCUCCGGUGGCAGCUUAGAUGAACUCUGGAUUAAGUUUCUUGAGUGCCAGAAGAGACACCAGCAUCAUGAUUUUAGGAGAAACAGUGAGCUGUCCCUUGUUGAACGCCUCGAUCGAUUGGCCAGGGUCCUUCAGAAUCCCAUUAAGCAUACACUGAUACCAACAAAAUCUGAGAUUAAUGUUUCUGAAAAGAAAAUUAAGGGAAGAGAGCAGCAGAAAAUAAGACUGCCAGAUCAGAGCAUGUCUGAAAGUCCCUUAGAGCCUAACGCAACACAGGUUGAAGAAAGACCACGUAUCAUCCGUGAUAAAAAUAGCUUUGUUGAGCUCAGGAAAAACAGGUCAGGAGAGAAAAUAAUCUGCCACACGAAUAGAAUUUUGGAGCACCAGCAGUACUUGGAAACUCCUAGUGACACUUCUUCAGAGACGAGGCUUAGCAGAGGUCAUGGCACCACGAUCAGUUCCACCACCUCAGAAUUUGAUGGUGUGACCCAAACAGAGAUGGAAACUGCUACUCAGACUGAGGCGAGCAGUUCCAUUUCCACCAUUGACACUGCCAGGCUGAUCAGGGCUUUUGGGCGUGAAAGAGUGCGGGUGUCACCAAGACUCUCCCAGCUUUAUUGUACCAUCAACCACCAGAAAAGUCGCUCUGAAAAGUGGGACAAGGGAUGUGGCAAAGCGGUGGGUGUAGAAUAUCCAAAGGUUACUUCUGAGAGACACAGGAAAAGGAAAGAGGUCCAGAACACACUGUCCCUCUCAUCGGAUUCAACCUCUGCAAGCAGCAGUUCUUGGGGGCCAAGCUCUGCUCUUAGUAACAAGCGACGGACACGGAUGCUAAACAAAGGUAUCCAAGCAGGAGACUUGGAGAUUGUGAACAGUGCAACUAAGAAAAACACUCGCGAUGUUGGCGUGACUUUUCCUACCCCGAGAUCAAGCCAGCCAAAUAAACGGCCACAGGAACCCUGGCAUUGUGUUGAUGGUAUUUUUGGAGAGUCAGAUGGUAUGGUCACAGAUCAUCAGGCAGCAGGAAGCAAGGGUAAGCAGAAUGGACAGCCAGGCAAUUUUUUCGUGGAGAAAAGGACGAAAAGGAGCAGGCUGCAUUUACCACAAGGGAUUUCAUGGUUCGUCCAAGCAGAAGACUUGAAAUCUGAAUCUAGGAAAGAAAACCAUUCCAAUUCCUUUUCUGGUCCUGGUCCCUCUUGGUUUGAACCGUUGACCAACACAAAGCCUUGGAGAGAGCCUCUCCGAGAGAAGAACUGGCAAGAGCAGCAGCAGAGCAGCGUGAUUCAGCCAGCAGUUCCAGAAAGAGAUGCUGAGAACAGGUCCUUGCGACCGUUCGUGAAGCUUACGCUACAGGAGGCUCUUGCAAUGCAUCGCCCUGAUUUCAUCUCCCGCUCUGGGGAGCGUGUGAAGCAUCUGAAGCUUGUAAUGGAGGAGAGGAGGAUACAGAGCGCACUGCAGUCUGAACGAGAAGAGCUAUUUAAUCCGCCGGAGAAAAGAAAGGGCUACAGGAAUGCAAGUCACGUGCUGUCCGACAGAGGUUUUCUGAUUAGAGAAAAAAGAAGAACAAUUCCAAAGAGUGAAAUGAUUCAAAGAUCUAAACGGAUCUAUGAGCGGCUGCCAGAGGUACAGAAGAAGCGAGAGGAAGAGAAGAGAAAAAUGGAAUACAACGCAUACCGCCUGAAAGCACAGCUUUACAAAACGAAAAUCACCAACCAUGUCUUAGGGAGGAAGGUGCCUUGGAACUGAUAAAGAUCUGCUCAAAUGAAGGUGUCUUUGUGCUCGGUAAACCUGCAGCAUAAAGGAGAUUACGAUGUAAAAGAAAUAAUGCAGUAAAUACGUGUGCGGUGUAUGUUUUGUGGCAUUCACUUGUGUCAUUUUUGUACUAAUACAAUCUUGCUGUAUUUAAGAAUCAAUGAUUUGAUACGAAUGACAGGUUUUUAAAUAAAUGGCUGGGUUUUAUAGUAGUGUUAUGCACUUCCAAAGCGAACACAGUUUGGAAGCACUUGUUUCAUAAUAUAUUUGUAACUACCUGAUUGGAAUAGCAGUUUUAUAUAUUUAUUUUAAAUGGUUUUUAACAAUGAUUAUUUUUAAUUAUUUUUUUAUUUCCUAUCACAAUGUAGAAAACUUGUAAUGUUUUGUAAUAUGAAAACCGCUUAAAUAAAUAACAUCAGAUCA
Molecule: messenger RNA, 9233 nt
Organism: Phalacrocorax carbo (great cormorant)
Lineage: Eukaryota; Metazoa; Chordata; Aves; Suliformes; Phalacrocoracidae
Source: RefSeq, a predicted model, not a curated record